Messenger RNA from Ustilago hordei, 546 nucleotides. RefSeq lists its product as uncharacterized. NCBI's taxonomy places the organism in Eukaryota, Fungi, Basidiomycota, Ustilaginomycetes, Ustilaginales, Ustilaginaceae. Gene Ontology annotation, molecular function: mRNA binding. The record is from RefSeq and is a predicted model, not a curated record. Bases 1 to 546 code for a protein of 181 amino acids. The transcript is spliced from 4 exons. Gene Ontology annotation, cellular component: nucleus; cytoplasm; exon-exon junction complex. Gene Ontology annotation, biological process: RNA splicing.
AUGCCAGUAGAAGAGGACGUCAAUAUUGACGAUGAUCGAGCUUUGGUGGACGUUGAUGAUGUCGAAAUGGACGAUGAUCCAAACGUCAAGCGCAGGGGACGAGGCUUUGAUCCUCGUGGUAAUGGACCUGCAUCGGAAGGCGUGAAGGCCGGACGAUUCGAGACCCUUAACGAGACGAGGGAUAGCAGCGCUCGUGCUGUCAAGUCCGUCGAAGGAUGGGUCAUCGUCGUGACCAACGUGAACGAGGAAGCGACCGAGGAAGAAGUCAUUGAUAAGUUCAUCGACUUUGGCAAGAUCAAGAGCUGUCAUCUCAACCUCGACAGACGUACAGGCUACGUGAAGGGAUACGCUCUUUUGGAGUUCGACACGCAAGAAGAGGCGCAAGAAGCGAUACAGGCCUGCAAGGACGGUCUCACUUUGCUAGAAGAGGAGCUCAAGGCCGAUUUUGCAUUUGUCAAGCCGCCAGCUGGCGCCAUUUCCGGUCGAAGCUCAGGACAGAGACGAGCCAAUGCGGAUCGAGAUCGCAGCCAUAGUCCUAGAAGGUAA